AUGGCGCCCCUCACGCUCUCCCAAGUGGUCCUCCCGACAUUCACGCGUGGUCUCACGACGCUGUCGCACAUCCUCGCCGUGGCCGCGACACACGCCAAGUCGGCCGGCCUCGAUGCCGACGCCGAGUACCCGUCGGCGCAGCUCAUCGCCGACAUGAAGCCGCUGACCUUCCAGGUGCAGACCGCCACCACCACGGUGCGCAAGGCGCUGGCCCGCCUGCUCGGCGCCGAGGACACGGCGCCCGCGUGGGCCGACAACGAGAAGACCAUCGCCGACCUGCAGGCGCGCAUCGCCUCGGCGCAGGCGCUGCUGGCGGCCGCCGACGCGGCGACCAUCGAUGCGCGGGCCGAGGAGAUUGUGGAAGUCCCGUUCUGGGGCAGCGUGUACAAGCUCGCGGGCCAGGACGCCGCGCUGAAGCAGGCCAUCCCCAACUUCUUCUUCCACGUGCAGACCGCCUUCGCCAUCCUGCGCGCCAAGGGCGUGCCCAUCGGCAAGCGCAACUACCUUAGCAGCUUCCUCGAGGUGCCGAUUUGA
Molecule: messenger RNA, 534 nt
Organism: Lasiosphaeria miniovina
Lineage: Eukaryota; Fungi; Ascomycota; Sordariomycetes; Sordariales; Lasiosphaeriaceae
Exons: 2
Coding region: 1-534 (177 amino acids)
Source: RefSeq, a predicted model, not a curated record